Messenger RNA from Schizophyllum commune H4-8, 1799 nucleotides. RefSeq names its product DUF383-domain-containing protein. The transcript is spliced from 4 exons. Lineage: Eukaryota; Fungi; Basidiomycota; Agaricomycetes; Agaricales; Schizophyllaceae. The record is from RefSeq and is a predicted model, not a curated record. Bases 29 to 1561 code for a protein of 510 amino acids.
CGUCUGGUCGAUCACCCGCCGCCCCACCAUGGAGUCCCAGCUGAACGAGCUGCUCGGCUUCCUCCGCGACCGCAACCCGUCCGUGCGCCAGAUCGCGCUCUCCCACCUGCUCCCCCAUACGCCCCAGGGCGCCCCCCACCGAUCGAUCUUCACCCCCGCCGCGAUCCAGAACCUCAAGCUCCUCUGCCGCGACCAGCUCGCCGUCGCGCACGAUGCCUUCCGCGCCCUCGUCAACCUCAGCGACGAUGCGAAGGCCGCGAACCUGCUCAAUGAGCCGUCCUUUCUCGCUUUCCUGGCGGCGUAUACAUGCGCGCGGCAGGCGACGCUCGCCGACUUGUCCGCCAUGCUGCUCAGUAAUCUCACCGCGGGAGCCGCUGCAUGCGCUGCGAUGACCACCCUCGAGAUCCCCGUCCUCCCAGACGCCUCCGUCCCCAAAGACGCCCCACCUAGCGCCGCCCUCUUCCCCACCGACGCCCGCUGCGGCAGCUGCCCUGCCCCCGUACCCUAUCCCCACGGCGAGCCCCGCCGCGUCCGCGCCCUCGCCCUCCUCCUCGACGCCUUCGUCCAAGGCGCCCAGCUCUCCGGAACCGACGACCUCGACAAGCGCCCGCGCAAGUCCGCCCUCCACUUCCUCGCGAACGUCUUCGCCAACCUCUCCGCCACCGCCGCCGGCCGGCGCUUCUUCCUCACGCCCACGCCGCGCGGCGUGGUCGAUGGCCCGCUGGAGUUCCCCCUAGCCAAGUUGACGCCGUUCACGGAGCAUGCGGAUCGGAUACGCCGCGCGGGGGUGGCGAGCACGAUCAAGAAUUGUGCGUUCGCGCUGCCGGCGCAUAAGGCGAUGUUGAGUCCGGAGACGGAGCAGGUUCCGGCGCCGCGGUUGACGAAGGAGGAUCCGCCGUCUACUGUGACGGCGCCGGGGAUUGACGUGCUCGUUCCCUUGUUACUGCCUCUAGCGGGGCCGGAGGAGAUAGACUUGGAAGAUAUGGAGAAACUUCCCAUCGCGCUUCAAAUGUUACCAGAGACGAAGAAGAGGGAACCGGACGCCACCAUCCGCCACACCAUCGCCGAGACGCUCCUCCUGUUGUGCUCCACCCGCUGGAGCCGCGAGAAGCUAAGGAACUCAGGCGUGUACGAGGUCAUCAGGGCCGCGCAUCUGGCGGAGAAAGAUGAGGGGAUCCACGAAACCAUUGAGCGCCUCGUGAACAUGCUUAAGCGCCCGGAGGCGAAGGGCGCGUACAUCGAGGACGAGGAGGAGCUCGUAAACGCGGUGGAGGGGAUCGAGCUGGACUCGAAAGCAGCAUCGGUCUCCGCGCCCGCCGACGUCGAGGAGGAAGACGCGUCGGGGAUCGAACCGCUCGGCUUUGGUUCGCCUUCUCCUGCAAAUGAUGCGCAUGCGCCUGCUCCCGCGAUCGAUGCCAACGGGGCUGCGAAGGCGCCGGCCCCUCCGACCUCGACGAACGACACCUCUGCACCCGUGCCACAAAAGUUUCCCGCCGCAAAACCUGCGCCGAAACCAGCGCCUCUACCCGUAGACGAGGACGACGUGAUAGAGGAGAUAUAGAUGGUAGGCAGCGAAUGAGCAGGGAGUACGCAGCAGAGAGAAAUGGUCUUCGGCGUAGCUAGAGAUGCCCAAUCGGUGCUCAUUCGAAGAGCCUGACUAGCACUCACGUAUGUGUCCCGCCACUUACUUUUGACUUACUUAUCCGAGUAUGUACUUUACCUUGUAUCUUUGCCCAUCACCUGUACUAUCUCUUUUUGUAAGAGAGUCCUGCACGUCGAUGAACUGACGGCAUUAUUGG